Messenger RNA from Rhagoletis zephyria (snowberry fruit fly), 1577 nucleotides. RefSeq names its product la-related protein CG11505-like. NCBI's taxonomy places the organism in Eukaryota, Metazoa, Arthropoda, Insecta, Diptera, Tephritidae. The record is from RefSeq and is a predicted model, not a curated record.
UCUGAUUUCAAUCCAUAUACAACAAACAUUCGCAUACAAUUACUCUUAGAUAGCAGCAAUGUGGUGAUGCUCUCUUCCACGUCUCUGUUGCACGGUAAUUGCGUGUUUAACCGAAACAACACUGUGGCUACUCAACAAGGCAUGAAAACUUAUUGGCUCUGCAAGUCCUAUCGCAUUAGUAUGUGCCGAGCGCGUUGCAUAACGCAUCAGGGACGCGUCAUAUCAGCGACAGGAGUGCAUAACCAUCCACCACAUAUGAGAGGUAGUGGACCAGGUGGCGGUGGAGCUGGCAAUGGCGCAUCCGGAGGAAAUCUGAGUGGAAGUACGAGUGGCGCCGGGUUUUCUAUCGAUGCCAAUGUUCAGCAAUCGACCUCAGUGCCAAGCUCUAUCUCACCUUCAAUUAGUUUAAAUUCGAUUAAUAUGUCCGGCACACUACUGCCCGGCGGCAAUAAUGCUGCAAGCGGUAUGAAUGCUGUCACAGGAACACGGCUACAUCAUACGACCGUGAGCAGUGUCAUUGGUGCAUCUAUGUAUCAACCACAUAACUCCAUGCAUAAUUCUCCCUCACAACAACUGCAGUUGCAUCAAAAUCAACAGCAACAACAACAGAUGCAACACCAGCACCAGCAACAACCGCUGCAUUCAGUAGGUGGCUCUAUAUCUCCGCCCCCAAUCGGGGCGAGUUUAAUGAGUUCUCCGCAUGGGCGCACCCAUUGUUCUCAGUCGGCUACUAGUCUCUUAAUGUCGCAUAACUCGACUGCCGAUAGCGGGAGCAGUCACAUCAAUUUGCAUCAUCAUCAUCACCAUCAUCCCCAUCACCACCAACAACAUGUGAUUGGCAGUUCAGGAAACGGCCAAGGAUCAAACCGCAUUAUACAGAAUCUAUUGCAUAGUGCGAAUGCAUCAAAUGUUAUGCACCAUAGUCACCAUUCCCAACUGCCACAUACCAUGGCGCACUUGACGCAACAUCAGCAUCACUCGAAUUCGCACGAACAAUUAUCUCAACAACAUCAACCGCAUUUAGAGAUAACGCCGCUAAUGCAAUCACCGCCACUCCCACCACCACCAACGCUUCAUCUGCAAAGUCCAUCGAAUCAAAGUAAUCAGUCGCAACACGGCAGUGGUGGUGCAAAUUCGCUCAGCUCACCUUUAACAACAACACCAGUGAUAGCUUCCAGCAGUAGCACACUAAAAUCGCCAGCGCAAACGAGUCUGAGCGACGAAGCGAUCUGUGUGUCGGAGGUGCAAUCUCAUCAGUCACAUUCAGCGCAUUUGAGCGGCGGCGGUGAGCAACAACAGCAUCUGCUGAGCCACCAUGGCGCAACACUGUCGCCGUCCGAAUUAAAUUCGAAUACUGCCGUAUCCUCACAUUCAAAAGACGGCACGAGUGAGGCUCAACAUCAAGCUCACGUCAUUGACUCCAUAACGAUAUCACCAGCCGAAGGACAUAAUUUCAAAAUGGAAGAUAUGUAACUACUAAGUUCCUUAACGGCUCAUUUUGAAUGCAGCAAAACUUUAGAUUGACUCACAAUCAGAAUAUACAGUGCGUUCAAAUACGCACCGCACCGAGCAACUUU